AUGCCAAAUUACGUAAAGUUUAUGAAGGAAGUGAUGUUAAAGAAGCGAAAAUUGGAGGAAUAUGAAACAGUAAAAUUGACAGAAGAAUGCAGCGCUAUUCUUCAAAAGAAACUUCCUCAGAAGAGAAAAGAUCCGGGCAGCUUCACUAUUCCAUGCACCAUUGGAAGCUCCUCCUUUGAAAAGGCCCUCUGUGAUCUAGGAGCAAGCAUCAACCUAAUGCCGUUAUCAUUAUUCAAGAAAUUAGGCCUCGGGGAGGUCAAGCCAAUAACAGUGACUCUACAACUAGCUGAUAGGUCCCUCACCUACCCAAGAGGGAUUAUUGAAGACGUGUUGGUAAAGGUCGACAAAUUCAUCUUCCCAGCCGAUUUUGUGGUAUUAGAUAUGGAAGAAGAUCAGGAAAUCCCACUGAUUUUAGGCAGGCCAUUCUUAGCAACUGGAAGGGCAUUAAUUGAUGUACAAGAGGGACAAUUGACAUUGAGAGUAAAUGAAGAAGAGGUGAGGUUCAACAUUUACCAAGCAAUGAAGUACUCAGAUGACAAUAACACUUGCCACAUGAUUGACUUCAUUGAUUCUACUGUGAGAGAUGAGAAAUUAUGUAUUAAAGAUCCUCUAGAGUAA
This is a messenger RNA of Olea europaea var. sylvestris, 618 nucleotides long. RefSeq lists its product as uncharacterized. Lineage: Eukaryota; Viridiplantae; Streptophyta; Magnoliopsida; Lamiales; Oleaceae. The coding region runs from base 1 to 618 and encodes 205 amino acids. The record is from RefSeq and is a predicted model, not a curated record. The transcript has a single exon.